AUGUCGUCUAGAACUGUGGACACAGAUAAAGUAUGGAAUAUACAGGCGUCUUUUAUGGCACAAAAUACGCAAAACACUAUCAGAAAUGUUGUUGAGAAAAUUAAAGUGAAACCAAAUCCUGAUAAGGCGCCAAUUUCUCUUUCCAUUGGGGAUCCUACCAUAUUUGGAAAUAUCCGUCCACCACAAGAGCUUUUAAAAGCAGUUCGUGACUGUGUCGACUUGGACGAAAGCAGGAGUUAUGGACCAACAGUGGGUCUGCAAUCAGCAAGGCAGGCUGUCGCUAAGCAUUGUUCACACCAGGGUAAAAUAUUUGCUGAAGACGUGGUGCUCUGUAGCGGCUCUGCUCAUGCCCUAGAAAUGGCAAUCACAGUACUAGCAAACCCAGGAAUGAACAUUUUGGUGCCGAGACCAGGAUAUAUGAUUUACAAAACCAUAGCUGAAGGGCUCGGCAUUACUAUAAAAUUUUAUGAUUUAUUGCCAAACGAUCAAUGGAAAAUCAAUUUGAAAGAUUUAGAAAACAAGUUAGAUAACAAUACCGCUGCGAUAAUUAUAAUCAACCCAUCUAAUCCGUGCGGGUCUGUUUACACAGAGGAGCACCUUUCUGAAGUCGUAGACAUUGCUUCAAGGAAUCGUGUCCCUAUUAUAGCUGACGAGAUUUACGAAUUUUUCGCAUUCUCUGGACACAAAUUCACUUCCAUCGCAUGUUUAUCCAAAGAUGUCCCUAUACUUGUGUGUAGCGGACUCUCUAAGAGGUAUCUCGUUCCGGGUUGGCGAAUGGGUUGGUUGGUAAUUCAUGAUAGAAAUGAAAUAUUUGGAAAAGACAUACGCAAUGGUCUUUUUAAUUUGAGUGCUAGAAUUUUGGGCCCUAACAAAUUGAUUCAGCAGGCUUUGCCGGAGAUUUUGGCGUCAAUACCAAGGGACUAUUUUAACAGUAUGAUGUUGUUUAUUGAGAGCCAAGCGAAACUAGCUUUCAAUAAACUAAAAGACGCUCGCGGUCUACGCCCAAUAAUGCCCCAAGGAGCAAUGUAUAUGAUGAUUGAGGUCGAAAUGUCCAUAUUUCCACAAUUUGAGACUGAAACAGACUUUGUAGAGGCUUUAUUUGAACAGCAAUCUGUUAUGUGUAUUCCAGGACAAUGUUUCUACUAUCCCAGUUUCAUUCGCAUAGUACUGACGGUACCAGAAACUGUUCUUUGGGAGGCUUGUAGUAGAAUACAGAUGUUUUGCCGAGACCGCGCAGCAGAGUAUGCCCUCAUUAAAGAAACUGAUAUAUUGGAAUUAUUAUACCUGGGUUAA
Molecule: messenger RNA, 1293 nt
Organism: Amyelois transitella
Lineage: Eukaryota; Metazoa; Arthropoda; Insecta; Lepidoptera; Pyralidae
Product: tyrosine aminotransferase-like
Exons: 5
Coding region: 1-1293 (430 amino acids)
Biological process (GO): biosynthetic process; aromatic amino acid metabolic process
Molecular function (GO): pyridoxal phosphate binding; L-tyrosine:2-oxoglutarate transaminase activity
Source: RefSeq, a predicted model, not a curated record